This is a messenger RNA of Odobenus rosmarus divergens (Pacific walrus), 1397 nucleotides long. It is a transcript of the gene SDF4, whose product is annotated as stromal cell derived factor 4. Gene Ontology annotation, biological process: calcium-ion regulated exocytosis. Gene Ontology annotation, molecular function: calcium ion binding. NCBI's taxonomy places the organism in Eukaryota, Metazoa, Chordata, Mammalia, Carnivora, Odobenidae. Gene Ontology annotation, cellular component: endoplasmic reticulum. The transcript is spliced from 7 exons. Bases 124 to 1191 code for a protein of 355 amino acids. The record is from RefSeq and is a predicted model, not a curated record.
GGCCUAGGCGAGUCCCGUCGGAGGCGUCACGGGCGCUCGGGCCCCGCUCGGCGGAUCCGGGGCGAGGGGAGGGAGCUCCUGGCCGCACUUGCAGACCAUCCCACAGUCCGGACCCAGGUGGCCAUGGCGUCCAGGCAGGCUCCCCUCUGUGGCCUGGUUCCUCACUGCCUCUGGCUCUUGGGGGUCAUCCUUCUGAUGGAUGUGUCUGCCCGGCCUGCCAACCACUCAUCUGCUCGGGAGAGAGCCGGCAACAAGGAUGAGCGUGAGAUCCUGCCCCCGGACCACCUGAACGGGGUGAAGCUGGAGAUGGAUGGGCACCUCAACAAGGACUUCCACCAGGAGGUCUUCCUGGGGAAGGACAUGGACGGGUUUGAGGAGGACGCAGAGCCGCGGAGAAGCCGGAGGAAGCUGAUGGUCAUCUUCUCCAAGGUGGACGUGAACACUGACCGGAGGAUCAGUGCCAAGGAGAUGCAGCACUGGAUCAUGGAGAAGACAGCAGAGCAUUUCCGGGAGGCUAUCGAGGAGAGCAAGGUGCACUUCCGUGCAGUGGACCCUGACGGCGACGGCCGUGUGUCGUGGGACGAAUAUAAGGUGAAGUUUUUGGUGAGCAAAGGCCACAACGAGCAAGAAGUUGUGGAGAAGAUAAAGAACGGCGAGGAGCUGAAAGUCGACGAGGAGACACAGGAAGUCCUGGAGAACCUCAAGGACCGCUGGUAUCAGGCGGACAACCCCCCCUCAGACCUGCUUCUGACUGAGGACGAGUUCCUGUCAUUCCUGCACCCUGAGCACAGCCGUGGCAUGCUCAAGUUCAUGGUCAAGGAGAUUGUCCGGGACCUGGACCAGGACGGUGACAAGCGGCUCUCGCUGCCCGAGUUCAUCUCUCUGCCUGUGGGCACGGUGGAGAACCAGCAGGGCCAGGAUAUCGAUGACAGUUGGGUCAGAGACCGAAAAAAAGAGUUUGAGGAACUGAUCGACGCCAACCAUGACGGGAUUGUGACCAUGGCGGAGCUGGAGGACUACAUGGACCCCAUGAACGAGUACAACGCCCUUAACGAGGCCAAGCAGAUGAUCGCCAUCGCCGAUGAGAACCAGAACCACCAUCUGGAGCCCGAGGAGGUCCUCAAGUACAGCGAGUUCUUCACGGGCAGCAAACUGAUGGACUACGCCCGCAACGUGCACGAGGAGUUCUGAGCCCGCGCCUCCUGCUGCCUGCCCCAUGCGCCUUGGCCAGCUGGCCCCUCCGGAAGGCCUCCCUCCCUCCCGCGGCCCCGCCAGCCGUGGGUCCAGGCUUAUUACAGAUGUGCUUGAGCGGGCCCGAGUCCCGAGGUGCAGUUGCGGGCUGGCUGCCCCCCAUGCGUGGGGGUCCCACGUGACUGCUGCGUCUCACUUCUGAGAAC